This is a messenger RNA of Xenia sp. Carnegie-2017, 1557 nucleotides long. Its product is annotated as WD repeat domain phosphoinositide-interacting protein 2-like. Gene Ontology annotation, biological process: protein localization to phagophore assembly site; autophagy of mitochondrion; protein lipidation. Gene Ontology annotation, cellular component: extrinsic component of membrane; cytosol; phagophore assembly site membrane. The coding region runs from base 99 to 1412 and encodes 437 amino acids. The record is from RefSeq and is a predicted model, not a curated record. Lineage: Eukaryota; Metazoa; Cnidaria; Anthozoa; Malacalcyonacea; Xeniidae. The transcript has 16 exons. Gene Ontology annotation, molecular function: phosphatidylinositol-3,5-bisphosphate binding; protein binding; phosphatidylinositol-3-phosphate binding.
CGCAUUGUCUGAUUCAAUUUUUCCAAAACAACAACAAAGGAAUGGCAAGAUUAUAACAUUUUUCAUUUGCUCUCUUCGGAGAAUGUCUUGAAUGAACGAUGAACCUGGCAUCUAGAUCAGGCGAGCCUAGUGGCAGCCUUCUUUUUGUCAAUUUUAAUCAAGAUAUUUCAUCCAUAGCUGUUGGCAGUGUCAUGGGAUACAAACUGUAUUCUCUCAACUCUGUUGAAAAACUCGAUGAAAUCUACAAUUAUGAGGGUGAAGACAUCUGUAUUGUUGAAAGACUAUUCUCCAGUAGUCUUGUAGCUGUCAUCAGCUUAUCUUCUCCUCGCAAGCUGAAAAUCUGCCAUUUCAAGAAAGGAACUGAAAUAUGCAACUACAGUUAUCCAAACACUAUUUUAUCUGUGAAGCUAAACAGAUUGAGAUUACUUGUGACCUUAGAAGAAAGUUUAUAUAUUCAUAAUAUUCGUGAUAUGAAGGUGUUACAUACAAUUCGAGAUACUCCACCAAAUGUCCUGGGUCUUUGUGCUCUAUCACCAAGUUCAGAGAAUUGUUUCUUAGCCUAUCCUGGAAGUAAUCAGAUUGGUGAAGUUCAGAUUUUUGAUGCAGUCAACUUAAGAGCAGUUACAAUGAUAUCGGCCCAUGAUUCUCCUGUUGCAGCUCUUACCUUCAACACAACAGGAACUAAACUAGCAAGUGCUUCUGAAAAAGGAACUAUUAUCCGAGUAUUCUCAAUUCCUGAUGGUCAGAAACUAUUUGAAUUUAGAAGAGGAGUGAAAAGAUGUGUGGUGAUCAGCUCUCUGGCAUUCAGUUUGGAUUCAAUGUUUCUUUGUGCAUCAAGUAAUACUGAAACUGUCCAUGUUUUUAAACUUGAAAUACCCAAGGAAAAGACUGUGGAAGAAACUAAUACUUGGAUGGGCUAUUUUGGUAAAGCUUUAUCUCCUAGUAAUUAUUUACCAUCACAGGUUGCGGAGGUCUUCAGUCAAGGUCGUGCCUUUGCUAAUGUCAAACUACCAACUGCUGGUCUCAAAAAUGUUUGUGCUAUUGCGACGAUCAGUCGACUACCUCGACUUUUUGUCGCUACAGCUGAUGGAUAUCUUUAUAUUUAUAACAUUGAUCCUGAAGAAGGAGGCGAUUGUACUUUACUCAAACAACACAAGAUAAUAGAUGGUAGUGAUGUAGAGACGAGAAAUGAAGAAGCAAGCGGUGAAAGUGAGAAACCUCGCAAAGACGAGGAACUGACCCCUAAAGGACUUCUGGGAACGCAAUCAACUACACCACCAACACAAGAUAGCGUGGAGACGGAUGAUAGCCAAUCACAAACCACAAAGAAUACCACGUGGUACACGGAGGAAACAUCGACAGAGAAACAUGAUGACGACAUUCCACCUUUGGCAAUGCCUAGCGAUGAAUGAACCUUAAACAUGCGUAUGUAAACGAUUUAUUGUUAUAUAUGCUCCCCUCCUUGGUUUGGGAUAUUAUCGAGUACAUCACGGGGGGUGUGACGCUGGGUUAUUUUCUAGGAACUUGUAGAGAGAAAUUAUACCAUUGUAAUCUUGA